UGUCGUGUGAUCAGCUGUGUCCAAUCACAGCUGAAGCAUCUCCAUCAGUGUCACCUGUCAGUGUCCAUCAAUGUCAGAUGCCAGUGCUCAUCAAUGCCACCUGCCAGUGCCCAUCAAUGUCACAUCAAUGCCACAUAUCAGUGCCUACCAGUGCACAUCAAUGCCACAUAUCAGUGCCCAUCUGAGCUGCCUUUCAGUGCCACCUAUCAGUGCCAGUCAGUGCCACCUAUCAGUGCUGCAAAUCAGUGCCAGUCAGUGCCGCAUAUCAGUGUGCAUCAGUGCCGCCUAUCAGUAUGCAACAGUGCUGCCUAUCAGUGCCGCCUAACAGUGCAAGGCUGUGCCACCUAACAGUUCCAGUCAGUGAUGCCUAUCAG
This is a messenger RNA of Staurois parvus, 374 nucleotides long. NCBI's taxonomy places the organism in Eukaryota, Metazoa, Chordata, Amphibia, Anura, Ranidae. The record is from the annotation of a GenBank genome assembly.